Messenger RNA from Gossypium raimondii (Peruvian cotton), 4019 nucleotides. Its product is annotated as ubiquitin carboxyl-terminal hydrolase 26. Gene Ontology annotation, molecular function: cysteine-type endopeptidase activity; cysteine-type deubiquitinase activity; protein binding. Gene Ontology annotation, cellular component: nucleus; cytosol. The record is from RefSeq and is a predicted model, not a curated record. Gene Ontology annotation, biological process: protein deubiquitination. Lineage: Eukaryota; Viridiplantae; Streptophyta; Magnoliopsida; Malvales; Malvaceae. The transcript is spliced from 15 exons. Bases 250 to 3480 code for a protein of 1076 amino acids.
UCAAAAAAGAUUUUUUUCCCCAAAAUUUCCUUGAAAAAUUCCCGACCCACUCUCUUCACAUCCCCCGCCAAACAAGCCUCUCACCACCACUCUGUCCCAGCCUCGUCUUCUCUCCCUCCCAUUUUGCCCCAGUCCCUCCGCCUCCUCCGCCGCCUCCAGUCCCUGACCCAACCCUUCUCUUACCUUCAAGUUUCCGGCAACCUAGCCAAAGACCAGAAAAUUAAACAAGCAGGGUCGGUCAAUGAUAAAAUGAGCCGACCAACAACCCGUAGUAAAAAUAAAAGACACAGACAGGUGGAGAAUGAUGAUACAACUACUGAAAUAUUAAGGAAAAUUCACCUGACAGGUGAAAUAACUGAUGAUGAUGUAAAUCAGCUGUACAUGAUCACAAAACCGGUUUGUCAAGGCUGUCGUGUGAAUACUAAGGACAACCCGAAUUGUUUUUGUGGGUUGAUUCCACCUCCUAAUGGCAGUCGGAAAGCUGGCUUAUGGCAGAAAAUGUCGGAUAUUAUUCAAGCUCUUGGUCCAGAUCCAUGUAAAGAUCUCCGUGCUUCUGCUUACUCACCUGCAGGUCUUACGAAUCUGGGUGCAACAUGCUAUGCUAACAGCAUUUUACAGUGCUUGUACAUGAACAAAUCAUUUCGACAAGGUGUUUUCUCUGUUGAACCUGAUGUUUUGAACCGACACCCUGUCUUAGAUCAACUUGCACGACUUUUUGCGCAGUUGCAUGCUAGUAAAAUGGCUUUCAUUGACUCUGCCCCGUUUAUAAAAACACUCGAGUUAGAUAAUGGAGUUCAACAGGAUAGCCAUGAAUUCCUGACCUUACUUUUUUCUUUGCUUGAGCGUUGUCUAAGUGAUUCUCAAGUUUCCAAAGCAAGGACAAUUGUUCAAGAUCUCUUUCGAGGAAGUGUAUCUCAUGUUACAACGUGCUCAAGAUGUGGCAAAGAUUCUGAAGCUUCUUCAAAGAUGGAAGAUUUUUAUGAGCUUGAGUUAAAUGUCAAGGGCCUCAAAACUCUUGAGGAGAGUUUAACUGAUUACCUGAGUGUGGAAGAGUUGCAUGGCGAUAACCAAUAUUUUUGUGAGUCAUGUAACAUAAGAGUUGAUGCCUCUCGCAGUAUCAAGUUGCGGACACUCCCUGAUGUGCUUAAUUUUCAGCUGAAGCGCUAUGAUUUCCUUCAAAAGACUACUUCAAAGAAGAAGAUUACUUCUGUGUUCUCUUUUCCUGGAAAGCUAGAUAUGCGGGGGAGGUUGUCAAAGCCUUCUCAAGUGGAAUUAAUAUAUGACUUGUCGGCAGUUCUUAUACACAAAGGAACUGCUGCAAACAGUGGCCACUAUAUAGCUCAUAUUAAGGAUGAGAAUACAGGGCAGUGGUGGGAGUUUGAUGACGAGCAUGUCUCAAACUUGGGUCAUCAUCCAUUUGGAGAAGGCUCUUCAACUUCCAAUUCUAAAUCUAAUCGAUCAGAUGCAGUUGUUCAUUCGUCUUGCACAGGAGGGGAUGGCACUGCCAACGGAAAUCAUUUGGAUCCCAUUCAGCUGCAACAUGAAGAAUCUAGUGUUGGGAGUCAUAUAGAGAUGUUUUCAUCUACUGAUGCCUACAUGCUAAUGUACAAUCUUAGUUCUAAGAAGAAUGGUGCCAGCACCAUGGAAAUAGAAGGGGAUGCAGUUUUCUUACAUGAUGGAAUUUCACUUCCAUCUCAUCUUUGUGAGGAGAUAACAAACUUGAAUUCAUCAUAUGUUGAUGCUUGUGAACAAUACAAAUUGAAGAAGAAAAGAGAACUAGAUCACAUAACAGAAAGGAGACAGGAAGUGAGAUCAGUGCUAUCUGAAGCUCCUGUUCAUUCAGUUGAAGAACCGUUCUAUUGGAUUUCCACAGACUGGCUUCGCCAAUGGGCUGAUAAUAUUUCUCCACCUGUUUUAGAUAAUACAUCUAUCCAAUGUUCCCAUGGAAAAAUACCACUUUCCAAAGCUGGCUCUGUGAAGCGAUUGUCAGCUGGAGCCUGGACGAAGUUCUCUAAGUACAAUGGGGGCUCAACAUUUGCCAAAGGUGAUCACUGCCUGGACUGCCUUAUCGAUGUGGCACAUACAGUUGUAUGUGCAGACAGCUAUAGGGAUCGAAGAAAAUUGAUGAAAGAGAUUGCAGAAGAUGUACUUUUAGCCAAGUGCGAAGAUGGAGCCUACUAUGUAUCAAAGGCAUGGUUACAGCAGUGGGUGAAAAGAAAAAACCUUGAUGCACCUUGUGAAGCUGAUGCUGGACCAACAAUGUCAAUUAGGUGCCCUCAUGGGCACCUGAUGCCAGAGCAAGCUGCUGGUGCUAAGCGAUUGCUGGUUCCUGAGAAGCUAUGGCUCUUCUUUUAUGAGGAUGCAAUUACAGUAAAACCUGAUGAUUCUUCAGGUUGUUCAACUUUUCCUUCCGACUCUGAAGAGUGUCCUGAGUGCAGCAAUACACUUUCAGAAGUUGCAUGCUUGGAGGAUUCUAGAAGAGAAAUGAAGCUUAAACAGCGUCAAAACCAUGAAAAGUUAGCCACGGGCAAGAGUAUCCCGCUGUCUUCAAAUUGCAAGUACUACUUGCUGCCUUCUUCUUGGCUUUCAAAAUGGAGGAGCUAUGUCACUGCAAGCAGCAAACAUACGUCAUUCAUGGAACCUGAAAUUCUUGAUGGCGUCAUUAAUUUGCUUAAAUGCGAAAAGCAUUCACGCCUUCUGGAGAGGCCACCUAAAGUGGCCUACAAACGUGGAUCCUUUUUCCAGAAGGGUUCUACUACAGAUAGGUUGACCAUUAUCACUGAGAACGAUUGGAAAUGCUUUUGUGAAGAAUGGGGUGGUACUGAGGAGAAUGGCAUAUCUGCUAUAAUUGAGCUUUGUAGCUCUAAUGAUUUGGCUGAAUGCUGUGGGGGCAUGCCAAUGUGUGAGCAGCCGCUUGAUCUUCAAAAUGAAGUAAAUAAUGAGAAUGAGUCAAGGCAACCAGUGAUUAGGACCUGCCCAGAGGUAUGUGAGGAGUGCAUUGGAGAAAGAGAAAGCUGCGAGUUGAUGCAAAAGCUUAACUAUGCUGAUGAAGAUAUUUAUGUUUAUCUUGUACGUGGAAAAGAAGCUCCAAAGUCAAUCUUACAAGCAUCUGAGUCCUCUGAGCCUGAUCGACGAACCUCCAAGCGUUCUCGGAGGACAAACAAUGGAAAUUUAGUAAAUUUAAGAGUUUCUGCAACUACCUCAAUAUAUCAGUUGAAAAUGAUGAUAUGGGAAUCACUUGGGGUUGUUAAGGAAAACCAAAUACUGCACAAAGGAUCGCGAGUAAUUGAUCAGGAAACUGCUACUCUUGCUGACAUGAAUAUAUUUCCUGGAGAUAGGCUUUGGGUGAAAGAUUCUGAAAUCCAUGAAGAUAGAGAUAUCGCUGAUGAGCUUUCUGACCAGAAAAUGAAUGUUGAAAAUAUUGAAGAAGGAUUUCGGGGAACAUUAUUGACGGCAAAUAUUUCAUCUCAAGUUGUUUAGAUGAAGUGUGCUUUAUGUUUUUUGCCUACAAGAUCUAAAUUUUUGUAGAUAUUGAUGGUGGAAGAAGGAAUCGUGGAAUGUUUUGAUUUGCAUGUUAGUAGAUAGUAGGAAAUGUUGCUGCUCGGAGGAAUUAUAUUACGUGAUGUGAUGUCUCAUCCCCAGCCCAGUUUUGUGCCUUGUAAUCCAGAAAACCUUAGGACCUAGACAACCAUGGCAGUGUGGUGACCGCGGAAACAGUGAUAGAAGAAAGCAAGAAAGUUGGAACUUUUAUUAUUAUAUAAACUAAGUAGAGAUGGAUAUAUAUGAAUUGUGAGUUUGAUUGGAGCAAUAUUUCCUUUGCGUGAACUGGAUUGGGCUGGAGUGAGAUGUAAGGUUAUGGAUGGUUUUAAGUGGUGAUGGUGGUAAGACUUAUUUUGCUUGUACAAAUAUGAGUUCACUGUAAUAUGCUAUGAAUUGAAGGUAUCGACAUUCAUAUGAUGGAUGGAUGCUAAUUGCUUAUUAGUAAAUCAGUGUGAUGGAUGGAUGCCUAUUCUAUGGUA